UCCACAACGGCUCUCCUCGCGGGCCGCCCUGGGGCCUUGGGGGCCCGCUGGAGCCCAGCUGCGGGGCCUCCGUGGUGGCCGGGAGCCUGCUGGCCGCGGCCCCUCAGCACCCACGUGGGUCUGGAGGCCCCACCAUGUUCUCCAGGAAGAAGCGGGAGCUCAUGAAAACCCCUUCCAUCUCGAAAAAGAACCGGGCGGGAAGCCCCAGCCCACAGCCCUUGGGGGAGCUGCCCAGGAAGGAUGGGGCCGACGCGGCGUCCCCCGGGGCCAGCGCGGAGCCGCCGAGCACCGCCGCCAACGCCAAGGCCACGGGCACGCUCAAGCGACCCACCAGCCUGAGCCGCCAUGCGAGCGCCGCGGGCUUCCCGCUGCCCGGGGCCAGCUCCUGGACGCUGGGCCGGGGCCACCGCAGCCCGCUGGCCACUGCCAGCCCCGCCGAGCUCCCCGGCGACGCGCCCGGGCCCGACUCCGGGGAGGACAUCUCCCAGCUGCUGGCGGACGUGGGCCGCCUGGCCAAGAGCCUCGAGAAGCUCAGGGACUAUGUCCUGCGUGACGAGCUGCUGGAGGCCCGCCGGGGGCUGGCCCACGAGUGCCUGGGCGAGGUCCUCCGCGUGAUGCGCCAAAUCAUCACCAAGUACCCGCUGCUCAACACCAUGGAGACCCUCACGGCCGCCGGCACCCUCAUCGCCAGGAUCAGAGGCUUCCAUUACGAGUGCAGCAACAACGAGUCCGACAAGGAGGAGUUCGAGAAGGCCCUGGAGACCAUGGCCGUGUCCUUCGGUAACACCGUGUCCGAGUACCUCAUGGGGGAAGUGGACAGCACGACUCUCCUGUCCGUGCCCCCCGGGGACCCCAGCCAGACCGUGGAGCACCAGUACGGGCCGGCGGCGGAGGGGGCCGACGCCAGCGCCGAAGACGGUGACGCGGGCUGCCUGCCCUCCGAGGAGGUGGACAUGCUGCUGCAGCGCUGCGAGGGGGGCGUGGAUGCCGCCCUGCAGUACGCCAAGAACGUGGCCAAGUACAUGAAGGACCUCACCGGCUACCUGGAGAAGCGCAUGGCGCUGGACAUGGACUUUGUCAAAGGCCUGCAGAAGAUCAUGCACAACUACCGGCACAGCGUCAUGCAGGAGCCCCACAUGCCCCUGCAGUCCAUCUACUCCCUGGCCCUGGACCAGGACCUGGAGUUUGGCCAAGGCUUGAUGCAGGCAGUGGCCACGCUGCAGAACCAGACCUUCGUGCAGCCCCUGAACGUGAGGCGGCUCGAGCACGAGAAGCGCAGGAAGGAGAUUAAGGAGUCGUGGCACCGUGCCCAGAGGAAGCUGCAAGAGGCCGAGUCCAACCUGCGCAAGGCCAAGCAGGGCUACACGCAGCGCUGUGACGACCACACCAAGGCCCGCCUCCUGGCAGCCAAGGCCGAGGAGGAGCAGGCGGUCACAGGGCCCGGGGCCGCUGCCUCCAAGACCCUGGACAAGCGGCGGCGUCUGGAGGAGGAGACCAAGAACAAGGCGGAGGAAGCCAUGGCCACCUACCGGACGUGUGUGGCCGACGCCAAGACGCAGAAGCAGGAGCUGGAGGACACCAAGGUGACGGUGCUGCGGCAGAUCCAGGAGGUCAUCCGGCAGAGCGACCAGACCAUCAAGUCGGCCACCAUCUCCUACUACCAGAUGAUGCACAUGCAGACAGCCCCGCUGCCCGUGCACUUCCAGAUGCUGUGCGAGAGCAGCAAGCUGUACGACCCGGGCCAGCAGUACGCCUACCACGUGGGCCAGCUGCAGCGCGGCGAGGAGCCCGACGUGCGCUACGACUUUGAGCCCUACGCCUCCAUGAACACCUGGUACGGCCUCCCGCUCGCGCCUGGGGCGGCGGGGCAGCCCCCUGCCGAGGCUUCCGUACCUGCCUGUCCCACCAGGUCCCCCGUCAUGCGCACGCGGAAGGGCAGCUUUGUCGGCGAUGCCGCGGCGACAGAGGCCACGGGCAGCCCCGAGAAGGACGGUGGGCCCAGUGAUGGGGCGCUGGCCAAGGAGCGCAGGGGAGGGCGCGGACACCAGGUGCACAAGUCGUGGCCCACCACCAUGUCAGACUCGGACGGCAGCCUGGACCCCAGCCCUGGCUCAGGGGACUUUAAGAAGCGGGAGCGGAUGUCGUCCAGCGGCACCAUGUCGUCCAGCGAGGAGCUGGUGGAGCCGGAGGGCAGUGCGGGGGCGGCUGCCUUCGAGCAGGCCGACCUCAACGGCAUGAGCCCCGAGCUGCCGGUGGCCUUGCCCAGCGGGCCCUUCCGCCACGUGGGGCUGUCCAAGGCCGCCCGCACCCACCGGCUGCGGAAGCUCCGCACGCCCGCCAAGUGCAGGGAGUGCAACAGCUACGUGUACUUCCAGGGCGCCGAGUGUGAGGAGUGCUGCCUGGCCUGCCACAAGAAGUGCCUGGAGACGCUGGCCAUCCAGUGCGGCCACAAGAAGCUCCAGGGCCGCCUGCAGCUGUUCGGCCAGGACUUCGGCCAGGCGGCCCAGAGCACCCCCGACGGCGUGCCCUUCAUCAUCAAGAAGUGCGUCUGCGAGAUCGAGCAGCGGGCGCUGCACACCAAGGGCAUCUACCGCGUCAACGGGGUGAAGACGCGCGUGGAGAAGCUGUGCCAGGCGUUCGAGAACGGCAAGGAGCUGGUGGAGCUGUCACAGGCUUUGCCCCACGAUAUCAGCAACGUCCUCAAACUCUACCUGCGGCAGCUGCCCGAACCGCUCAUCUCCUUCCGCCUGUACCAUGAGCUCGUGGGGCUGGCCAAGGACAGCCUGAAGGCGGAGGCUGAGGCCAAGGCGGCCACCCGGGGCCGAGCGGACCCCGCCCAGAGCGAGGCUGCGGCUGUGGCCAUGGCGGGCCGGCUGCGGGAGCUGCUGCGGGACCUGCCCCCCGAGAACCGGGCCACUCUGCAGUACUUGCUGCGGCACCUGCGCAGGAUCGUGGAGGUGGAGCAGGACAACAAGAUGACUCCGGGGAACCUGGGCAUUGUGUUUGGGCCCACGCUGCUGCGUCCAAGGCCCACCGAGGCCACCGUGUCCCUGUCCUCCCUGGUCGACUACCCCCACCAGGCCCGGGUCGUGGAGACCCUCAUCGCCCACUAUGGCCUGGUCUUCGACGACGGGCCCGAGGAAGCGUACGUGCAGCGGGCCGAGGCGGCGGCACAGACGCCCCACCCGGAGGCGAGUGCAGGGACCGGCUUCCCACUGCAGAAGGCCGCAGAAGGGGGCCCAGAAUACCAGGUGGCCUCCAACGACUCGGACUCUGAAGUGGAGGAGACCUCAGACCUGUUGGCAGCGGCGGCCAGGGGCGCCGCACACCGCCUCAGUAUCCUGGAGAAGCAGGGCAGCGAGACCAGCGUGGAAGAGGGCCAGGGCAGCCGCAGCGGCAGCGAGGAGCGGCUGGAGGCCGCGGCCAGCGCUGAUGGGGACGGGGACGGGGACGGGGACGGGGAGGGCCUGGCCCAGCAGCUCUCGGAGUACAACGCCAACCAGUGCAACAACGUGGCCGAGGUCCGGCUGCCUACCAUGAGGCUCUGCACUGGGCAGGUGGCAGCAGGCAGUGGGCAGGACAGACAGCUGGAGUUUGUCUAGCUGGGGUGCUGGGCAGGCCAGUCCAGGGGCCGAGGGCCGGGUGCCGGCUGUGUCUGGCUCCCGUCCCCGUGCAUGACCAGUCACUGUGAGGCCUCCUCCUGCCAGCCCAGUGCAGGAAGGGGGUUUCUGGCUGCUUUUUCCAGAAGAUUCCAGGAGCAAGGAGCAAGCCCGAGGCCUGCCCCGUGUCUGCCUGCGUGCCGGGGAGUCCUCCUCUCCAGUGGUCUCAGCCGUGUGGACAGAGGAGCCACAUAGGCCCCGCUGAGUGGCCGGGUCCGCGGGGCCAGCCUGGAGGCCAGACAGCAGGGGCCAGGUGGCAGCGUCGGGAAGUCCCCAGGGGCCCUGGGAAAUCGAGUUGGGGCCCCUGGGGUAUAGGCACAUGGGGGGGUGGGGUCUGUCUUGGGUCACGAUGUACAUUCUACACAGAUGCAUUGAUUUUGCUUAAAAUAAAAUUUUUAACCUGA
This is a messenger RNA of Canis lupus familiaris (dog), 4063 nucleotides long. RefSeq names its product Rho GTPase activating protein 45 (gene ARHGAP45). Gene Ontology annotation, molecular function: GTPase activator activity. NCBI's taxonomy places the organism in Eukaryota, Metazoa, Chordata, Mammalia, Carnivora, Canidae. Bases 135 to 3602 code for a protein of 1155 amino acids. Gene Ontology annotation, biological process: signal transduction; activation of GTPase activity. The record is from RefSeq and is a predicted model, not a curated record. Gene Ontology annotation, cellular component: membrane. The transcript has 23 exons.